Messenger RNA from Durotheca rogersii, 1620 nucleotides. Its product is annotated as putative benzoate 4-monooxygenase cytochrome P450. The transcript is spliced from 5 exons. Gene Ontology annotation, molecular function: monooxygenase activity; heme binding; iron ion binding. The coding region runs from base 1 to 1620 and encodes 539 amino acids. The record is from RefSeq and is a predicted model, not a curated record. NCBI's taxonomy places the organism in Eukaryota, Fungi, Ascomycota, Sordariomycetes, Xylariales, Xylariaceae.
AUGUACAGCGGCCUGUUAGGGGUUACGUUCCAUCUCGGUUUCGCCCGCGUUGUCUUCCUGGAGCGCUUCAUGUAUCAGCUCAUCGGAAUGGUCUGCCUCAUCAUUGCUGGCCUCGCCUAUCUUUACGCCUCUGCCGGUCUUCCUGUUGUCGACAUCUUGACCCGACUCUCCAUCGUCGCCGGCAGCUUCAACGCAGGACUCUUUUCCAGCAUGACCAUCUAUAGGCUAUUCUUUCAUCCGCUGAACCGGUUUCCUGGGCCCCUAGACCUCAAGAUUUCGCGUAUCUUCUCCUCGUUGAGAGCAGCAAAGAAGCUCCGAUACCAUAGGGAUGUUGAUGAGAUGCAUGAGAAGUAUGGGGACUUCGUACGAUCAGGCCCACGAGAGCUUAGUAUCCGUCGACGAUCGGCCGUUGCGACAAUUUAUGGACCAACUUCGAAGUGUUGGAAGUCAUCUUGGUACACCCAAGUGAGUACAGACUCUAAGAAAUCCUCCGUUCAUAUGGCGACGGACCCAGCGGACCAUAAGCGAAGGCGUAAGGCCUGGGACAUGGGGAUGGGAUUUAAAGCCUUGAAUAUGUACGAACCGCGAGUUAAGAACCUGGUUGAUCUUUUUGUCGCCCAGCUAUCUCAGCGUAAUGAUGGGAUAGACGUGCCCACUUGGACAAUGUACCUCUUCUUUGACGUCGCCGGCGAGGCCGGGUUCGGACAGAGCUUCGAGUGCGUCUCGCGCGGGAUAGAGCAUCCUGCUAUUCAGGCUCUUCACAGUCAUAUGAGCAUGCUGUCUAUACUGAGCCACGUACCCUGGUUGUUGAACUUGAUAGGGGCUAUCCCAAUUCUUGCGUCGGGAUAUAAAUCAUUCUUCGACUGGUGUAACUCACAACUGGACUCGAGCCAAAGCAAAUUCGAUCCCGAAAAGUCCCCCCAAGAUGUCGCUUCUUGGCUCUUGAGAGCCGUUGCCGCCAAAGACUCGUCCGCCUCGCCGAGUAGAGACUCACUUAUUCAGGAUUCCCGUGUCAUAAUCGUGGCGGGAAGCGAUACUAGCGCCAUGACACUGGCGGUGGUUCUGUAUUAUAUGGCCAAGUUCCCUUCCGUCUUCAAGAAGCUGCAGGCUCGGGUCGACGCCGCGGUGCCUACUCCAGAAGCCUGGACUUACGAGAAGGUAAAGUCGAUCAGCUAUAUUGACAAUAUUAUCGAAGAAAGCCUCCGGUUAAAGCCAGCCCUGCUCAUAGGCGGCACUCGGACGACGCCGCCUCAGGGCAUCCAAGUCGACGAGGAGCAUAUCCCUGGAAAUACGAACGUCUUCGUGCCGACGCAGAUCAUUCACACCGACCCGCGGUACUGGAAACAGGCGACGGAGUUCGUGCCCGAAAGAUUCGGAGAGCGGCGGGCCGAAAUGGGGACUAACGAGGCGCCCUACAUACCAUUUGGUCUAGGCCCUACCGCUUGCCCGGGGAAGAACUUGGCCAUGAUGGCCCUGCGCAUCGCCAUUUCCCGCAUCGCCCAGAGCUUCGACAUCUCGUUCGCCCCCGGCGAGACUGGCGAGGAGUUCGAUACUGAAGAACUGGAAAGCUUCAUCACGAAAUUGCCGCCGCUCAAACUUCGAUUUUUGCCCAGGGCAUGA